Molecule: messenger RNA, 933 nt
Organism: Scutellospora calospora
Lineage: Eukaryota; Fungi; Glomeromycota; Glomeromycetes; Diversisporales; Gigasporaceae
Source: the annotation of a GenBank genome assembly
AUGGAUUCUCAUGACAUCCGUAUAAUUGUUUCGACCAUUACUCAUCCAUUUCAGGAGUCACAUUCACCUCAAGAAUCACAUUCGCCACGUUCACUUCAAGUGUUAAACCUCCUUCAGGAGUCACAUCCCUUUCAGGAAUCACAUUCCCUUCAAGAGUCACAUUCCCCUCAAGAGUCACAUUCUCUUCAAGAAUUACAUCUUCAAGAGUUCCGAGAAACUCACUCACUUCAGGAAUCCCGAGAGACUCCUCCACUUCAAGAGUCCCAAGAUUCACUUCCUCUUCAAGAAUCACAUCUUCAAGAGUUCCGAGAAACUGACUCACUUCAGGAAUCCCGAGAGACUCCUCCACUUCAAGAGUCUCAAGAUUCACUUCCACUUCAAGAACUAUCUCCUGCUCUCACAUACCCACCCCGAGAACCAAUUCCUAUUUUAACCCAUUCACUACAAGUUUCAUCAACAAUAUUAGCUCAUCCACUUCAAGGUCCAUUAACAAACAUUGAAUAUCCUUCUACAACUCCAUCAUUAACCACCAGAAUGUCUACACUUUCUUAUGAUUUACGUGAUUCCCAUCGUGAAUACUUGCCCUCUUACUAUUCAGCGAUACGGGAUAUGCCACCCGUAUAUAAUCCAAUUAUUAAUGAAGAAAGCCAGUUAAUAACGACUAUAAUAAUAACACCUAAUCAACAUAUUGACCCUUUUCAAAUAAUUGAACCUAUUCAACCACAAGAGAAUACUCUAUUAAUUAAAAAUUUUUAUAUUUAUGGUUUUAUAUUUUUACCAUUUUGGUUUAUUGGUGCUUGUUAUCUGUUUUCAAAAGAUCCUUCUUAUAGAACAUGGGCUAAACGAUGUAUUUGUAAUAUCAUGAUAGUUUUAGCUGUGCUUGGAUAUAUGAUUGUUUCAUUAAUUCGUAGUGAUGGAAAAUGGACUUCAUGA